CAUUACAUACAUUUUUGUGCCGUAGGAUAACAGUUAUGUUGAUGUAUAUAAGUUUCAUGUAACCUGUCUACAGUGAAGUAUACACAUCUUCCGUGGUACUAGACUCGUCGCUGUGUUCUCUGUGUGUCAUAUUAAAUUGUGUACAGUUGUUAAGUAGUUGUACAUUACUAUUGUAUCUUAUUCAAACCGUUGUUAUGUUUUUUGUCUAUCCGCUUUAUGGCCCGUCCCAUGAUGCAAUCGAUGGCAAACGUUGAAGGCUAUUCCCGGCUUUCCUUUCUGCAUACAUCAACAAUAGGACUUGGAUUCAGGUUUGAGGAGUAUCCUUCGUAGAGAGGAAUGGCAUUGUUACUUAACUGGGUAAUACGAGCGCUAAGUUGUAUCAUAUGGAUAAUGUCCUAUGAGCUACUGAAGAACGUUGCUUUGGUAUAACAAUAGAGAGGAACUAUCCCGUAUAGUACUGCAGGGUUACAAUUCGUUACGUUAGCUCAUACAUGGGUAUAUACAGUGACCCGGGGCGGAUGUAGUAUCUCACGUGUACCACUACUGUUGUCUGGGUAUAGAGCUUGUGAACCAUGAUGGCUCAGGAAAGGUCUGAGUUUAUACCUUGGCGUAAGGUUUCUUACGUUUUGUGUCUGCUUCUUUUUAUUCUCCAACAGGUGGGCCUCAUGCACUACAUGUACAAGAGCCAAUCAUGGUGCCUAUAUUUGACAAUACUGGAUGCCGUCUGUUUUUUUAACUGGGUGUUCUACACCGUACCAAAGAUGAUCGGCAUUCGUGGUGCCAACUGCUGGAUCAUGUACAGCCGUAUGAUGACCGUGAAAAUACUGGUACUAUAUUAUAUUGUGUUCCCUGUUUACAUAACCAAGCCUGGCAUUCUAAUAGGUGCUUCCUGCGGAGCUUCUACGGAGAUACUUCUCCUGCUGCUAUUAAUGCCAACCCUGUAUGUGUUAAUGUCAUUUCGUGCGGGAUGCCACCUUUACGGUGGUCUCAACUGUAUAUCUUCAGAACGUUUGAUGCACACUGACAUGGUAAUCCAUGUAUCACUUGAUCUUUUGGAUGUUAUUGACAUGUGCCACAUUUACCUCAAGAUACCUACUGCCUUCUACCACAAUGACUAUAUUAUGGAGGCCUUCUGUGGUGUGGUGAUUGCAAUAACUGUUUUUCUCCAUUCCUACAGCUUCCCUAGGAUGAGCAACAGCUCGAAGUCCAAGGGCGAUGUCGGUUUCAAGGGUGACUCUUACAGUGCGAGUGAUAUUUACUACUGUCGCAAGUACGCAGCCAUAGUCGGUAUAUUCUUCGUUGACAUACCGUUUGGCAUAUUCCGCACAGUUGCUUGGCUCAUGCUUGCUAAGCACGCUGUUUUCACACCCUUCCUCCUGAAGAACGUAUGCUUCAUCAUGAUACAGAGUAGUCGCAUACGGCACUGCUCAAUCGGUAUCAGUACUUUGGAUUACUCCAAGACCCUUGGCAACCAGGAUGCUGAGAAGCAGAUUGGAGUAACUGGCGACGGCAUCACUGAAGAGGAGCGUCCGUCAGUCCUUGAUGACGACACUGAUACCUACAAAAGCGAGCAGCGGCGGUCCUUCCUAAGGUUUAAUGCCGAUGCGGUCUCGCCGCUUUACGAAACACCUACAAACUCAGAUCGCAAACGCACCCUUCGCGGUACUCAGGACCUUGCCGGUGGUAUCACACGCAUCACUAUUCCAUAUGGAUUCCGUGUAAGCGCGGUAACUUUAAAGCGCCUGAUGCAGAAGAUACUGCUCACCAUGCGUGUCGGCAGCAAGUGUGAGAUGGCUCAUCUGCUUGACUCUACAUUGAAGCUUUCUUUGUGGCAAAAUGCCAUGGUAGCCAUACCUCACAUCGUUGUAUGGGCCGUUGAGGUUACCAUAGUGAUUCUAUUCUACAGGUUAAGUCCUUCCGAGGUCAAUUCGUACAUUGGUUUGUUUGACUUCCGGUCGUUAUCGCACGUCUCCUAUACUAACCUGCCGCUAUGCCUCCAAGUGGCACCGGGUCUAAUUAUCGCCGCCAGUAUGGUUAACUUCGUAUGCUGGUCCCUACUGGGUCCAGUAACUGGCGCCAUAUUGGUAUCAUUCCAGGUACUGGUUAACUUGGUAUCGUUCUCAUUCGUUCUGCUAUCGCUAUCUGAGUUUGUGCCCGCGCUGCAUAUACUAAGCUUUAUCGCCGAACACACCAUGGGCACUCCGCGCGACUACUUGUUCUUCCUCCUGGGAGCAAGACCUUUUAUGAACUUGUUAAGCGGGCUUUAUCCAUUUCUAUGUCUAACGCUGGGCAAGAGCUACAUAUUCUACAUCAACCCUUCGCUCGUUAGUUCGGACGGCGCCGAUAUACUCAGUGACUCCGUUAAACUAAUUAACGGGGCUUUCACUGUUAACGACGACGCUUCUGGCAAGGAUGAAUCAUGUGCCAUAUCCUUGGCAUCGCUACUUCUGCUGACCAAUGCUAUAAUGAUGCUGGUACCACCGUCAGUGCACUCACUGCUGGUGGGCCCUAAUAUUAUCAAGGCAAUAAGGCUCGACCGUGCUAUUGAAAGCAGCCACAAGAACACCCUGAUACGGACGUUCAUGAUCAGGGCUUACUGCGUCCUUAUGAUGGUGUGCAACCACAGGUACGGCUACUCCUUUGCUAUCACGUUCUAUGUGCUUAACAUACUGCUCAUGGCCAACUACAUGCUAUGCUCACUUGCAGUACGACGUGCAAACAUCGAGGCUGUGAAUAAGCAGGCACUGUUCGUAGACAUCCUGCGAGAAACACGCUCGCAGAGACUCAAGUACAAUAAGCUGUCAGCCUACGAACAGGCUAACACAAGCACCACGCCAUUGGGUCCGGGACACUGGAUAUUCAAAAAGUACCAGAGAAACAUCACAUUCCUCUAAUUUCUCUUAUGCUUAGGUUG
Messenger RNA from Babesia bovis T2Bo, 2914 nucleotides. Its product is annotated as putative integral membrane protein. The record is from RefSeq and is a predicted model, not a curated record. The coding region runs from base 573 to 2894 and encodes 773 amino acids. NCBI's taxonomy places the organism in Eukaryota, Apicomplexa, Aconoidasida, Piroplasmida, Babesiidae. The transcript is spliced from 4 exons.